UCAUGUGACCGACCAUUUAGCCUUCAUUGACCUGGCAUUGCUCCUCUAUUUACUAUAAAUUAAAACUACUACCCCUUUUGCUGAUCAAAACAACUAACUCAAAAAAUUGACUCUUCAAAAAGAGCAAAAGAAAUAAUGGCGACAGAACUUGAAAUUACUGAGCUAAGAUUGGGAAUUCCAGGGGAAAAGAAAAGGGUGUUUUCAGAGAUUGACAAUGAUCGAAGUAGCAGCAACGUUAACGACGAUGAUGAUGUUAAGUGUCACAACAAAAACCAAGUUGUUGGUUGGCCGCCGGUUUGUGCUUAUCGGAGAAAGAAUUAUAGCUUUAAUAAUAUUUGUGAAGGAUCGAAAAUGUACGUGAAAGUUAGCUUAGAUGGUGUCCCUUUUCUUAGAAAAGUUGAUUUGGGAACUCAAAAGGACUACUCUGAAUUUGUGAUGAAUCUUGAAAAGCUCUUUGGUUGCUAUGGCAUUUGCGAAGCGGUGAAAGAUGGAGACAGUUCAGAGUACAUUCCUAUAUACGAGGACAAAGAUGGAGACUGGAUGCUUCUCGGCGACGUUCCCUGGGA
Nicotiana tabacum (common tobacco) is the source of this 566-nucleotide messenger RNA. The record is from RefSeq and is a predicted model, not a curated record. Lineage: Eukaryota; Viridiplantae; Streptophyta; Magnoliopsida; Solanales; Solanaceae.